AUGGGUGUCUUCCGCUCCCGAGACAGCAGCGACUUUCGCAUAUCCGGGGUAUCCCCUCAUCGCUCUCCCUUGGAGGACGACCUAGACUCGAACAGAACAGAGAUCCCGGUUGAACAUGCCAAUCAUGGUAGCCCGCCCCGGUCCUCCGGCCUAGAUUCACUGGUAUCUGGCGGUACCAGCUUCCGAACCCCAAGUCGGUCUUUUUUCCACCGGUCAUUCCAUACUCCAGCAGACACGGCGCACUAUUCAACCCAUGGCCUCAGGGAGCAGACAGCCGAACUGGCUUCCUUUGCAUUGUCGCAUGAAUCGAAUACUCUUCCCCCUUCCUUGGAUAUCUUUCAAUCCUCCCAAAGCCCGAACCGCCCAUCUUCUCCAUCUAUCAGUUUCGCAGCGCAAGGAAGGACAAAUAUAGAACCCGGUCCUUCCUCCGUCCUCAGCACCGGUUCGUCGGUCCUGACACAGCUAAUGCGCAAACCCGACGCCCCCGAAGCUGAUCGAGACAACCGGGACAGAGCCUCCGACUGGGAUGAGUUUAGCGAGAGUGCAGUGUCCGAAGAUCAUACCCUAGGAGUUGCAGCGGGGGGUGCGUCUGCUACUGAACAGACCUCCUUGUUGCCCAAGACAGUACAAGCAGGACCUUUUCAAAAUUAUGGAGGGACUGGCGACGUCGAAAGUCAAGGCAUUUCCGGGAAUACUAAAACAGACGCGCUUCCUGGAGCUGUUCACAAGCUUAGGAUGUGUUUCUGUACGCUAUCGAACCCGAAGUCGUGGGACGGACAGACUGUAUGGCGAGAUGGGAUUGUCUAUCCGCUCAGCUUUCUGCCGUCGGUAUUCCUUGGCCUUCUGCUCAAUAUCCUUGACGCUCUUUCAUACGGCAUGAUCCUUUUCCCGCUGAGCGAGCCGGUCUUUGCUGAUCUGGGCUCGGACGGUAUCUCAAUGUUCUACGUCAGUACCAUCAUUUCACAGUUGGUCUUCUCUUGUGGAGGCUCCAUUUUCAAAGGAGGAAUUGGGAGUGAGAUGAUCGAGGUUGUCCCGUUCUUUCACCAAAUGGCCUUCACCAUUCUCACUCGGGUUGGUCAAGACAACCCGCAAGCUGUGUUGGCCACGACUAUUCUCUCCUUCUCGGUCAGCUCGGUUCUUACAGGCUUGGUGUUCUUCUUAAUGGGAACCUGUAAGCUCGGUGCUCUGAUUGGCUUCUUCCCACGUCACAUCUUGAUUGGAUGCAUCGGUGGUGUAGGAUUUUUCCUGUUGCUCACGGGUGUUGAAGUGUCUGCUCGAUUACCAGGCCCCUUCGAUUUCACCUUGGGAACAUUCGAAAAGCUUAUGCAGCUAGACACGAUAUUUCUGUGGACGACCCCAUUGUUGCUUGCGGUUGGCCUUCUGGUUUUGAAGCGUUUCUUGCGUUCCAAUUUCUUGGUUGGUGGAUAUUUCAUCGGCGUGGCAAUUGUAUUCUAUAUUGUGAAAUUCAGUGCCAGAGUACCUAUGGAUACAUUGCGCGGCAAAGGGUGGGUGUUUGAUGCUCCAUCUUCGUCAAAUCCGUGGUACCACUUUUAUACUCUCUAUGACUUCUCUGCUGUUGAUUGGUCUGCAUUUCUUGACACGAUACCUGCCAUGUUUGCACUCACAUUCUUCGGAGUACUUCACGUACCCAUCAAUGUUCCCGCUUUAGGAAUCUCUACCGGCGAAGAUAAUCUCAAUGUCGACCGUGAACUCAUUGCUCACGGUGUCACCAAUGCCUUGUCUGGCUUUGCUGGAAGUAUUCAGAACUACCUCGUAUAUACAAACAGUCUUUUGUUCAUUGACAGCGGCGGCAACUCUCGUGUGGCAGGAGUCAUGCUUGCAGCUGCUACUGCAGGGAUCAUGGUUAUCGGUCCAGUUAUUGUCGGAUUCAUUCCAGUAAUGGUUGUAGGAGCGCUCAUAUUUCUGUUGGGCAUCGAACUGAUGCAGGAGGCUUUGGUUGAUACGUGGGGCAAAUUGCAUCGACACGAAUAUCUGACGGUUGUGAUAAUCGUUGCGACCAUGGGUGCUUGGGACUUCGUGGUGGGUAUCUUUGUGGGGAUCAUCCUCGCAUGCCUAAGCUUCGUCGUCCAAACUUCACGCAAAUCCGCCAUUCGCGCCACCUUUUCUGGCAGAUUUACCGGCUCAACAGUCAGGCGGCCGCCCAUUCAGCAAAGCUUCCUGAAGGAAGCAGGACAGCAGUCACUGAUCAUCAAGCUUGGUGGAUAUCUGUUCUUUGGGACCAUCGUGAGUGUGGAAAACACCAUGAGGGGACUUAUUGAGGAGGAAGCAUUCAACAAACGCCCUAUCCGCUUUCUGAUUCUGGACUUCUCCCGCGUUUAUGGCAUCGACUUCUCCGCAGCAGAAGCAUUCACUCGCAUCAAUCGGAUUCUGAGAAAACGAAAUGUGCAGAUGACGAUUUCGGGCCUCGAUGUAGGAGGAGACGUCGGAAAAAGCCUCCAGAACGUGGGGCUAUUCGAACCCGUAAAUGGAGUUGAGAUCUUUGAAGAUCUAAAUUCAGCGCUCGAGUUCUGUGAGAAUGACUACCUGAAGGUCUUCUAUAGCCACAGGGAAGCCUUGUUAAACGGCAAGAACAAGUCGUCAGCCUUCCUCGAAGUUCCUACGCCUCAAGGUCAGUCUCAUCUUGGCGAUGCGGUGGUGAGUUCACCUCGUCAGCAAUACUUGCAGCAAGCCGCUAGAACGACUCUCCAUGAGAACGAAAUGGCGGUUGUCCAACCAGCUGCAUGGUCCGCAAUGCGUCAACCCCUGCCGCUCCUUCUUCAGACAUUCCAGGGCUUGACGUCUCGCAACGAAGAUUUUUGGUUCAAGGCUUGCACGUAUUUUGUCCGCGAGAGCUACGCAGCUGGCACCGUGCUGUAUCACGAAGGUGACGUCCCGAAAGGCUUCUAUCUACUGGAGUCGGGGAUGUUACGUGCAGAGUAUGAGCUGCCUCAGGGACGGUACUUUGAGAUCAUCGUAGCUGGACGGCCAUGUGGCGAGCUACCAUUCUUCAGCGAAACGCGGCGGACCGCAACAGUCAAGGCCGAACAGGACUGUGUGAGCUGGUGCCUGACUGCGGAGAAAUGGCAAAACAUGCGCGAGCGUGAGCCAGAGAUUGCGCGAGAGUUGCUAACCGUUAGUCUCAAGCUGACGACGGAGCGGAUGGACAGUAUUACUUCGUAAGUGACGCCCAUUUUACUGCAAACGAUCUGUACUGACCUAUUUCAGGUAUGUUCUCACGACGGCAGCUUGAUCCAAUCAUGCCGUCCUGUAUUUUGAAAACCCACAUAUAAUCUGUAUCGCAUCUUGGGGUGGACAUCUGUUGCAUAUGUAAUGACCUAAUGUGGAAUGCUUUUGAAUAUUAUUCUUUAUUACAUAUUCAGAAAUGAGGGUGUAGUAUAC
This is a messenger RNA of Aspergillus eucalypticola CBS 122712, 3399 nucleotides long. RefSeq names its product sulfate transporter family protein. The record is from RefSeq and is a predicted model, not a curated record. Gene Ontology annotation, cellular component: membrane. NCBI's taxonomy places the organism in Eukaryota, Fungi, Ascomycota, Eurotiomycetes, Eurotiales, Aspergillaceae. The transcript is spliced from 5 exons. The coding region runs from base 1 to 3180 and encodes 1059 amino acids.